AACAGAACGAACGAGAAACCAACCAACGAAAUCGAAUUCAUUACCACAUGAAAAAUCAUCAGAAAAGUAUUGAAGUGAAAUAAAUUUCCGUGAAAUAAGUGAAUCAUCAUUUGAAGUAAUAGACAUUAAAAUACCAAAAUAAAAGAAUAUGAAUUAGCAAAGAAAUCGUAAGAAAAAAAGAAAGAAAGAUUUUACAAUUUUGUGCCCUUGAACAAUCGAAUUUGCAAGCAACAAUACAAAGAUCACGUCGUCAACGACGUUGUAUUAUUAGACAACCAGAAAAUCACCUUUCACGCAUACUACUCUACUCGAAAGUGUAGCAGAGGUACCCAACACGCACACACAAACGUUGAUACAUCUACAUUUACAACAGUUGUUAAUUGUAGACAAAGUGCUGAAGCGGGUAAGCAGCUAGGAAAACCCCAAACCCCGAACCAAGUGAAAAAAAGACAAAUAAUUGAACAAUAACAAAAAGCAACAACAAAAACGAAGAACUAAACUCACGCGUGUAUGUGUUUUUUUCAUAUUGUUGAUAACAAAUACAAUUAAACCAUAAAGCCGUAAAACGACGACUACGAAGAAAGAAAAUUAAAUUGCAAGUUCUGUGAGGUUGCUUUCAUCAUCAAAAAGUUAAUUCCAUUUGAGGUUUUCAUACGGGGCACUCUUUUUCCCUUUUGAACUUUGAUUGAACCAAUGUUAUUUGCUUCCAAUAAAUACGAUGUUCAAGCUAACGUCUUCGGAAUGAAAAUCAUGGGGCAUCCCUGCCGUCAUCAAGUCCACACCCGCUUAACAUGUGGGACUUCUUUUACUACUAUUGCUGCUGAGAAAACAAAAAACAAUAACAUCAACAACUACAACAAUAUCGAGGCCAACACUUCAUCCUCUUCUAUUAAAGCCAACAUUCGUAAUGCAACCUGGCAACAAUAUUUGGAUAGAAACGUUGUUCCAGUUCCAUUGAAGCGCAUAGAUAGAGACGUUAUAGACAAAGAUAACUUGAGAGCCGUCAUUCGCUCCCACAUAAAGAAGAGAUCAUUGAAUUACACAUCCGUCUCUGUAUCCGGUGUGUUCCAAUUGCGACAAGGCUCUUUGUUCAAGAAAAAAGCCCUUAGGCGUAUUAUCAAUCGACAAAGAGAAGGCUACAAUUGUAAACACAACGUUUUGAAUUGGCAUCUGAACGCUGCUGGUGGUCCUGCCAUAUGAUUGGAAUCAGCAACGACAAUCAAAUUUCUCAACAACAGUACAAAACUAGCUGCCUUGGCCAAAACAAAAUGUCUACAACAGCAGCAUUGAAAGCCCACCAUCAGCACCAUAACCAUAGUGCUGUGGCGGCGGCAUCCUUUCAGCCGAAUAAAUCCCAAAAUAAUACAACCGCUAUGAAAAUGUCAUCGCUGGCAGCUGAUCUAUGCAAAGCGGCCGCAAAGCCCCUGGAGACAGCGGUGGUCGUCAAUAGUAUAAUAUAUUCAAAACCCUCCUUUUGCAGUAUUGUUGUGGAUAUUGGAGGUUCUGCGACAGCAACGACGGCAGCAUCUGCAACUUCAACGUCGAAAGCAACGACAACAACAGUUCCCACGGCUGCUGCAGCUGGCGGCAAGGUUGAGGUUACCAAAGACAAAAUGGCCGAAAAAGAGAAAAAUCGUACACCACAGAGCACAUGGAGCGAUAAAAACUCAUUUGUGCCACCAUUUGCCAAUGAAGGGUUUUUCCCUAUGGCUGCAUUGGCUGCCCCCAUAACAGCUCAAGAUGCCCAUGUGUAUAUGAUGUGUACCACCAUGAAUGGUUCCAUAAAUCAUCAUAUAUCCGAAUUUUGUGAUAAUCUCAUAUCUAUGGGUCUAUUUGAUAAAAUGACAGACAACCAUGAACAUGAUGAUGAUAGUCUGAUUGAAUUUGCCUACGACGAUGAGGACGAAGGACCAUUUAACCAGAAUGAAAUUGAGGAAGAGGAGGAUGACGAAGACGAUGAAGAUGACAAUGAUAUCGAUGUCGAUGAGACUGAUGAUGACGAUGCGGAGUGUGAAGAUGAUGAUGAUUUUUGUCUAUUUACUGGUGAAGACGUUGUUGAUUUCAUAAAGCCCUGCCCAAUUGCAAAAGCAACAAACGAAUAUUGUGAUAAAAAGAAAAAGGUGCGUUUUAAUACCAAACCCGAGGUCCAUGUUAUGCACGCUUGGAAUUAUGCCUAUCGUGCAGCGCGCAAAGGUCAUUGGGAAAUGUACGCUCGAGAUCGUGAACGUUUCAAAAUGCGCAUAAACCGAGUAGCAAACGUUUUGAAUCCCAUCUUGGAGCCUGAGCAUCGUCUUAAAGUCUACGAGAAUCGAUUUGCCAAUUUGCACGUAGUUAAAAAAGAAACGCCACUAGUGCUGGCAGAAGUAGAAGAACCAAAAGGAAAGCCCAAACCUCAAAUCCCACACCCAAUACCCAGAAAAACAAAGCGACAAAAAAGGGAGCGCAAAGAGAAAAGAAGACGUCGAAUGCGAAUGUUCAGAUUUUAACUUAAGACCAUAUAAAAACUAAAUAAAAAAUAAAACUGUUGCGUUUCUUUGGUA
Molecule: messenger RNA, 2540 nt
Organism: Stomoxys calcitrans (stable fly)
Lineage: Eukaryota; Metazoa; Arthropoda; Insecta; Diptera; Muscidae
Gene: PPP1R15
Exons: 2
Coding region: 1197-2486 (429 amino acids)
Biological process (GO): response to endoplasmic reticulum stress
Cellular component (GO): protein phosphatase type 1 complex; endoplasmic reticulum
Molecular function (GO): protein phosphatase regulator activity
Source: RefSeq, a predicted model, not a curated record